Messenger RNA from Corticium candelabrum, 593 nucleotides. RefSeq names its product asporin-like. Gene Ontology annotation, molecular function: protein binding. The transcript has 5 exons. The record is from RefSeq and is a predicted model, not a curated record. Lineage: Eukaryota; Metazoa; Porifera; Homoscleromorpha; Homosclerophorida; Plakinidae. Bases 25 to 471 code for a protein of 148 amino acids. Gene Ontology annotation, cellular component: plasma membrane.
GGUUAGUUCGCGCCUGCAUCCGCGAUGGGUCGCGAAAUUCUUUUGCUGUUACUACUGCUAGCCGUCGUGUCUCGUGGACUAUCGGACAACUGCACGUCUUGUCUGUUUGGUCAGAACGUUCACUGCACGUUCAGGCAGUACACAUCCGUUCCGACGCAUUGCUUUUCUUCUGAUGUGACAUCCAUUAAUCUUGAUCACAACGAUAUUACUGAACUGGUUGAACACCAGUUUAGCAAGUUUACGAAUCUAAGGGACAUACAUAUAAAUUACAACAAAAUCAAAUUUGUGCACAAGACAGCAUUUGAUGGGCUAAGCAAGCUUAUUGCUUUACAUUUGGAACACAACGAAAUCACCACAUUUCCUCAAAUCGGAGUGAUGGGAAUAUCUAUUGUGGAACUAAAGGGAAAUAAGAUCAAAGAAAUUAGACGCGAACAUAUCAAUGGACUCACGUCUUUGACUCACUUGUACUGAUAAGUUGUUGUUUCUUUGUUUGUUGUUUGAGCAUUUGUUUAUUAGUUUGUUAGUUUGAUAGUUUGUUUAUUUGAUACUUUGUUUGUUUGUUAGUUUGUUUGUUAGUUUGUUUGUUUGAUAGU